AUGGCAAGAAAAGGCACUUUCUACUCAUCAUCUCUCAUUCUCUUCUUGUUCUUCUUUGGCAUCCCUUCCUUGUCUGCUGAAGCAGCAUUGAAGAAGUAUCAGUUUGAUAUUCAAGGGAAAAAUGUGAGCAGAUUGUGUCAUACCAAGCCCAUUGUAACUGUAAAUGGGAUAUUCCCAGGACCUACUAUUUAUGUUAGAGGAGAUACAGUUCAAGUCAAUGUUACAAACUCUGCUCAAUAUAACAUGUCUAUCCAUUGGCAUGGAUUGAAGCAGUUCCGCAAUGGCUGGGCAGAUGGACCUGCUUAUAUAACACAGUGUCCAAUCCAGACUGGGAAUAGCUACACUUAUGAUUUCAAUGUCACAGGCCAAAGGGGAACCCUAUGGUGGCAUGCACAUAUUUUUUGGCUGAGGGCAACAGUCCAUGGUGCCAUUGUGAUCAUGCCUAAACAAGGAACCCCAUUUCUAUUCCCACAGCCUCACAUGGAGUUUAAUAUACUCUUGGAUAAGUAG
Macadamia integrifolia is the source of this 510-nucleotide messenger RNA. Its product is annotated as laccase-11-like. Bases 1 to 510 code for a protein of 169 amino acids. The record is from RefSeq and is a predicted model, not a curated record. NCBI's taxonomy places the organism in Eukaryota, Viridiplantae, Streptophyta, Magnoliopsida, Proteales, Proteaceae. The transcript has 3 exons. Gene Ontology annotation, molecular function: copper ion binding; oxidoreductase activity.